Messenger RNA from Tripterygium wilfordii, 716 nucleotides. Its product is annotated as oligosaccharyltransferase complex subunit ostc-like. The transcript has a single exon. The record is from RefSeq and is a predicted model, not a curated record. The coding region runs from base 61 to 582 and encodes 173 amino acids. Lineage: Eukaryota; Viridiplantae; Streptophyta; Magnoliopsida; Celastrales; Celastraceae. Gene Ontology annotation, cellular component: oligosaccharyltransferase complex.
AACCCAACUAUUUUCACGAUAAACCCAAACUCGACAGAGGAACGAUCUUCAAACCCAGCGAUGGCACCCAGAUCGGAUUCCACCCAGAGCUCCACAGCCACGGAGCCGAUCUCCGGCGCCUCCAUGGAUCCGAUCUUCCACAUACUAAAGGUCCUACCUUACUCCAUCCUUCGCCCUCCACGUCUCCGCCUGAAGCUCCCCAGCUUCACCCUUCCCUCCCCAAUGACCGUCUUUGCCCUGAUUCUUCUCACCUACUUUAUGGUGGUCUCCGGCCUCGUCUACGAUGUGAUCGUGGAGCCCCCAGGCAUCGGUUCGACUCAGGAUCCCGUGACUGGCUCUGUCCGCCCGGUCGUCUUCCUCCAAGGCCGCGUCAACGGACAGUACAUCAUUGAAGGACUUUCUUCUGGUUUUAUGUUCUUGCUCGGCGGGGUCGGCAUCAUUCUGUUGGACCUAGCUUUGGACAAGAACCGCGCCAAGAGUGUCAAGGUCUCCUAUGCCUCAGCUGGGAUCUCCUCCAUUGUUCUGGCUUAUGUUAUGAGUAUGCUCUUUAUUCGCAUCAAGAUCCCAGCUUAUCUUAGAUAAGUCUAUUCCUUGAAUGAAUUCAACUGUGCUGGAAAUGGUGUGAUAAAUUUGGAUUUUAAAUAUGAGCUACUUUUUAUUGAUAGAUAAAUGUGAGCUACUUUAUUAUCAGGUUGGAUCAAUCUUUCAGUUCUGAA